Messenger RNA from Pleurotus ostreatus (oyster mushroom), 1086 nucleotides. RefSeq lists its product as uncharacterized. The transcript has 2 exons. Bases 1 to 1086 code for a protein of 361 amino acids. NCBI's taxonomy places the organism in Eukaryota, Fungi, Basidiomycota, Agaricomycetes, Agaricales, Pleurotaceae. The record is from RefSeq and is a predicted model, not a curated record.
AUGGGGAUGCAGCUAUUCGCGAUUCUCGCCAGCCGCAGAGACCUAGAAACGGCAGUGCCAACUGUGCCCGUUUCUAGCGAGUUUCCAUAUAGAGAGCGCACAGGGAAAGCUUGCUUUCUAUGUGAAAAUAUCGGUGAGAUGGGGCACGAGGAUAGCAACGAGAGGAAAUGCACAUACUGCAGUCCCUCCGUCAAGUUACCAGACUCAGCGCCAAGGAUAUUGGAGCAUAACGCCGCACACAUCCAUUUCAACCCAAAGAUCAACGCGUCAGCGCAGCCUUGCGGACUCUGCCUGAGGCCGCAUGUCUGUGUCUUCUACCUUCGGAAAGGCAAGGGCGCCGGUGCUUCUCCCACAGUCGAUCACGACAAAUCGAGCUGCACGAACCUAAUGCCUUUCCGCUAUUCCAAAGCAGCGAAGUCUGAUGCCGCGGCGCCAUGCUCCAAUGUACCCCUCCACUGCCCAAAAUGCCCCACCAACGCCCCAGCGAUCUGGCGUUACAACCUACUGUUCCACCUCCGGGAGAAGCAUCCAGCAGUUGUCCUGGAGCCACUCAGAUCACUAUGGUUUGUCUCUGAGACGGAGAAAGAGCUUUUAUACGGAAUAUGGAAAAAUCGGAACAAGCAACGGAAGUUGCGACGCCGCGCGAAACCGCCGAUGAUACUGACUGUCUCCGAUGCGCAUACCACAAGACGAGCAUUGAGUCCGGGUUGUGGAACAACGAUGGAGGGUCAAAAGUGGGGUGAUGACAAAAUGGUGGACUCGGAGGCAGACGAGGAAGAGGAAGAACAUGGCGAGUGGUUUGACACGGAGAUUGUGGACUCGGGAAAUGACGAUGAUGAUGACGACUCUGAAAACGCUAGCGAAACAGAAGUAAAUUGUGGUCAGCGACCUGAUCCUGAAGCAUACGGCCAAGCGGACUCACCAAACGCCCUGGAUGCACCCCAACAGCCAUCGGACCUGGCACAAUUGCAUAACAGCACCCCAGCGCAGUCCUGCGACGACUCUGAAGACUCCAUGAUGACUUUGCAGGCCGGUCUGGCACCACCCCUGGACGUAUAUCUGGCGGUCCACCACAUCUCCAGAUGA